This is a messenger RNA of Coturnix japonica (Japanese quail), 9470 nucleotides long. RefSeq names its product GLI family zinc finger 3 (gene GLI3). Gene Ontology annotation, molecular function: DNA-binding transcription factor activity, RNA polymerase II-specific; RNA polymerase II cis-regulatory region sequence-specific DNA binding. Gene Ontology annotation, biological process: smoothened signaling pathway; regulation of transcription by RNA polymerase II. Lineage: Eukaryota; Metazoa; Chordata; Aves; Galliformes; Phasianidae. Gene Ontology annotation, cellular component: nucleus. The record is from RefSeq and is a predicted model, not a curated record.
GGAGGAGGAGAAGGAAGGGGGGAGCGGGGGUGUCAUGCCGAGAGCGCGCCUCGCAGCCCGGCAGGCCGCGGCCCGACCCGCAGCCCCGGGCACAGCCCGCAGCCCGCCCCCACCGUCAGCGCCCCGCGAUCCACUCCCCGGCCCGAGGGACGGAGAGGGCAGCCCCCGCCGGCUGCGAGGGGAGGGAGAGGGAAGGUUUGGUGGAGGGAGCGGGGAUUAGGAGUUAUCCCCAAAGAGCCUUUCCCUGCUCCGAGCCAGAGGGCAGCGCUCGGGAGAGGGGUCGGCGGCGGCGGGCGCUCCGCAACAUCCGCACAACUCGGAGAGCGGCGGGACGAACAACUUUUCCGACACGUAUUAGUUCAAGGAGAGCUGAAGUAAUGAGAAGUCACCAUGGAGGCGCAGUCCCAUAGCUCUACCACGACAGAGAAGAAAAAGGUGGAGAAUUCCAUUGUGAAAUGCUCCAGUCGAACAGAUGUCAGUGAGAAAGCUGUUGCCUCCAGCACAACUUCCAAUGAGGAUGAAAGUCCUGGACAGACCUAUCACAGAGAGAGAAGGAACGCAAUCACAAUGCAGCCACAAGGUGGGCAAGGCCUCAGCAAGAUCAGUGAGGAGCCUUCAACAUCUAGCGAGGAAAGGGCCUCAUUAAUAAAGAAAGAGAUCCAUGGAUCUAUAUCGCACCUUCCUGAACCUUCUGUACCUUAUCGUGGGACAUUGUUUACUAUGGACCCCAGAAAUGGUUACAUGGAUCCUCAUUACCAUCCACCUCACCUCUUUCCAGCGUUCCACCCUCCUGUACCAAUUGAUGCGCGACAUCACGAGGGACGCUACCAUUAUGAACCAUCUCCCAUUCCUCCUCUGCAUGUGCCUUCUGCCUUAUCUAGUAGCCCAACAUAUUCAGAUCUUCCUUUCAUUAGAAUUUCCCCACACAGAAAUUCUGCUGCAGCAUCAGAGUCUCCCUUCAGCACUCCUCACCCGUACAUUAACCCAUACAUGGACUAUAUCCGCUCCCUGCACAGCAGCCCAUCCCUGUCCAUGAUCUCAGCAGCCCGUGGACUCAGCCCAACAGACGCUCCACAUGCUGGCGUCAGUCCAGCUGAAUAUUAUCAUCAGAUGGCUCUGUUGGCAGGCCAGCGCAGCCCUUACGCAGACAUCAUUCCUUCAGCUGCCACAGCUGGAGCUGGUGCUCUUCAUAUGGAAUAUCUUCAUGCCAUGGACAGCACCAGGUUUCCGAGUCCAAGAUUAUCAGCUAGACCAAGCCGAAAGCGUACGUUGUCUAUAUCCCCCCUAUCUGAUCACAGCUUUGACCUUCAGACCAUGAUACGGACAUCUCCAAAUUCCUUGGUCACAAUUCUCAAUAAUUCUCGUAGCAGUUCCUCAGCCAGUGGUUCCUAUGGCCACUUGUCUGCAAGCGCAAUAAGCCCUGCUCUGAGUUUCACAUACCCUCCUACACCGGUAUCCCUCCAGCAAAUGCAUCAGCAAAUUAUAAGUCGUCAGCAAACCCUGGGUUCUGCCUUUGGACACAGCCCUCCUCUCAUCCAUCCUGCUCCAACUUUUCCUACCCAGAGACCCAUCCCUGGCAUCCCCAGUGUCCUGAACCCUGUCCAGGUCAGCUCUGGACCUUCUGAGUCCACACAGCAGAACAAACCCACAAGUGAGUCUGCAGUGAGCAGCACUGGGGAUCCAAUGCACAACAAGCGCUCCAAGAUAAAGCCCGAUGAGGACCUCCCCAGCCCGGGUGCAGGAAGCGUGCAGGAACAGCCAGAAGGUAUGACCCUUGUAAAGGAGGAAGGGGACAAAGAUGAAAACAAACAGGAGCCUGAAGUGGUCUACGAGACGAACUGCCAUUGGGAAGGCUGUUCCCGGGAGUUUGACACACAGGAACAGCUAGUGCAUCAUAUAAAUAAUGACCACAUACAUGGUGAGAAGAAAGAGUUUGUGUGCCGAUGGCUGGACUGUUCCCGGGAGCAGAAACCCUUCAAAGCCCAGUAUAUGCUGGUGGUGCACAUGAGGAGACAUACAGGGGAAAAGCCACACAAAUGCACUUUUGAAGGUUGUACAAAGGCCUACUCCAGACUAGAAAACUUGAAAACGCACUUGAGAUCUCACACUGGGGAGAAACCAUAUGUGUGUGAACAUGAGGGCUGCAACAAAGCUUUCUCCAAUGCGUCUGACAGGGCCAAGCACCAAAACAGGACUCAUUCAAAUGAGAAACCGUAUGUUUGCAAGAUCCCAGGCUGCACAAAGCGCUACACAGAUCCUAGUUCUCUCCGGAAACAUGUGAAGACCGUGCAUGGCCCAGAAGCACACGUCACCAAGAAGCAGCGAGGAGACAUCCACCCAAGGCCUCCACCACCCAGAGACCCAGGCAGCCACUCUCAGACACGAUCGCCAGGCCAGCAGACUCAGGGUGCGACUGGGGAGCAGAAGGACCUCAAUAACACUACCUCAAGGCGUGAAGAAUGCCUCCAAGUGAAAGCAGUCAAGUCAGAGAAACCAAUGACAUCUCAGCCAAGCCCUGGUGGUCAGUCUACAUGCAGCAACGAACAGUCCCCCAUCAGCAACUAUUCCAACAAUGGGAUCGAGCUUACUCUGACUGGUGGCAGUAGUGUAGGAGACCUCAGUGUCAUCGAUGAAACCCCAAUCAUGGACUCUACCAUUUCCACAGCCACCACAGCACUUGGCUUACAGGCCAGGAGGAAUAUGACAGGGACCAAAUGGAUGGAGCAAGUGAAAUUAGAAAGGUUGAAACAAGUUAAUGGAAUGCUUCCAAGACUGAACCCCGUUCCACCUUCCAAAGCCCCCACCUUGCCGCCUCUCAUAGGAAAUGGUACCAAGUCAAACAGCAGCUGCAAUGUAGGAGGAUCCAUGACUAUUCUGCCAAACAGGAACGAACUUUCAAGUACAGACAUCACUGUGUUGAACGUGCUAAACAGGAGGGACAGCAAUACAAGCACAAUCAGUUCAGCCUACUUGAGCAGCCGCAGGUCUUCCGGAAUCUCACCUUGCUUCUCCAGCCGGAGGUCCAGUGAUGCCUCUCAGGCUGAGGGAAGACCACAAAAUGUGAGCGUUGCGGACUCCUAUGACCCCAUUUCAACAGAUGCUUCUCGGCGCUCCAGUGAAGCAAGCCAAUGUGAUGACCUGCCGAGUCUUCUCAGCCUCACCCCAGCCCAGCAAUACAGGCUGAAAGCUAAAUAUGCAGCAGCUACUGGUGGACCCCCACCAACUCCACUGCCUAAUAUGGAGAGGAUGAGCCUUAAAACAAGGAUGGCACUCUUGGGUGACUGCAGGGAGUCUGGAGUAUCUCCACUGCCUCCAGUGAAUGCCCCUCGAAGAAGUAGUGAUGGUGGGGCAAAUGGUUACAGCAGGAGGCAUCUUCUAUCUCAUGAUGCUCUAGGAAAUGGGACCAGGAGAGCCAGCGAUCCGGUAAGAAUGGUCUCCGAUAGCCAGUCUGUUCCUAGAGUCCAACAUUUCAACAGUCUUAAUAGCUUUAACUCUCCUGCUUUGCCUCCAUCCAUGGAAAAACGCAACCGUGUUCUUCAGAACUGUACCCGUUCUGAGGGUGGCCUUUUCCGUGGCUUCAGUUCCCCCUGUCCUCCAAGCAUCAGUGAGAAUGUCACCCUGGAGGCUGCUGUGAUGGAAGCAGGUGGCAGUUUGAAUGAUGAGGAUCUCCUGCCAGAUGAUGUGGUUCAGUACCUGAAUUCGCAGAACCAGGGCAUGUACGACCACUUGUUGAACAAUGUCCUAGACAGCAACAAAAUGCAACACAGUGUGGUUUUAGGAAACAACAAUCCUAGCAGCUUUGACCGAGCCCCUCCAGCAAGCAGUCAGCCUGCAGGCUCAGAGGCAAGCAAGAGCGACUUACCCAUUCAGUGGAAUGAAGUAAGCUCAGGAAGUUCUGAAUUAUCUCCUACAAAACUGAAAUGUAGUCAGCGCUCAGCAGGGCAGCAAGCUAGAGCCUUUGAACUGUAUAACAACAUGAUGGUUCAGCAGCAGAACUUGCAGAGAAGCAAUGUCCCCCAGCAAAAUGGGUAUCAGAGCCUGAUGGAAAACAGUGGUUCCUAUAUUUUGCAGCAGAACACAGGCCUUGGCAACGGAGCCAGUAGUUCUUUCAGCAUGCAGCCCAAUAAGCCUUACAGUGAAAGCAUCAGCAGGCAACCGAUGAUUUCUGGGGCAAUGGACAAUUCCUGUGGCGUGACAGUUCAAGGGCAGAAGCUAAGAAGCAGCAACAUGCCUGCGAGUGGGAACCAGCAAAAUCCUGGUCAUCCCAUCACAUCCAGUGGUCAAGCCACUGAUAUGGCAGAUGGUAUGCAGAACAGGAACAUGAUGGGACAGGAAUAUUUGGAAAACCAACUGAUUGGAGAUGGCAUUCAUUACCAGGGAGUGAAUCAGUCUGGUCCAAUGAUGCUAGGGCAGGUUAGUCCUACCUCACAAAGCAGCCUCUAUCAAGGGCCGCAGAGUUGUCCACCAGUAUUUCAUACCAUUGGUAACCAGUCUUCAGGUUUGUCAGUGGCCAAGAGUUACCAGCCAUGUGCUAAUUACAGUGGCAACAGACGGCAAAAUGUGUUGAGGAACAACCUGACACAACAGCAAGGACAUGUAAGUGAUGACAACCAGACGUGCAGGGUAAACACCAUUAAGAUGGAGAUGCAAGGUCAAUCACAGCAGUUCUGCUCUAAUAUGCAGAAUUACUCUGGUCAGUUAUAUGACCAACCCAUGGGCUUUAGCCACCAAGCUAUGAAAACAGGUUCUUCUUUCUUUGUUUCAGAAGCUAACUGCCUGCUGCAGGAGACUGCUACUGCAAACUCCUCUGAGCUUCUUUCCCCAGGGGCUAACCAAGUAUCAAGCACGGUUGACAGCCUUGACAACAAUAGCCUAGAGGGUGUGCAGAUUGAUUUUGAUGCUAUCAUUGAUGAUGGAGACCAUGUCAGCUUAAUUUCAGGAGCCCUGAGCCCAAGCAUCAUUCAGAAUCUCUCCCGCAAUUCCUCACGCCUCACAACUCCCCGAGCGUCUCUUACAUUCCCAGCUGUGCCUGUAAGCACAACCAACAUGGCUAUUGGGGACAUGAGUUCUUUGUUGACCUCACUUGCAGAAGAAAGCAAGUUUCUUGCUGUUAUGCAAUAGACAUGGGAAAAAAAAAAAAAAAAGAAAAAGAAAAAGAAAAAAAAAAGCCCACUUAGGAGAUAACAGAUGAAAAAAAGACUCAUAUUUUUUAGUUGUGUAUGUAUUUUAGCAGUCUCAUCUCACCUAAAUGGGAUGUGUUUCAAGUAUAUUCCUUUUAUGGAAUAAGGACUCUGAAAACCCUAAAGUGUUCUAGGGAGAAACUGUCUUCCAUUUCAGUUUCGAAUCAGUAUUGCUACACCCAUUCCCUCACCUCUCACCUGCCUCUCUCUCUCUUCCUCCCUUUUUGAGUGUCUAUAUGCUUCCUUUUUCUUCUCUUUUUUUUUUUUUUUUUUUUUUAAAUUGUAAACCAAUGUAAACGUGUGAAGUGCAUGUUUUUGUUUCGUUUUUUUUCUUGAAAGAAAGUUCUGAUGGAACAGCUUAAUUUUCUGUUAUUCAAAAGAAACUUGACUUUGUAAAACUGUUGCAACUAUUUCCCUACACAUAAAGGCACAAAAUAACCAUGCAGGAUAUAAAUCAAGUGUACAGCGAGGAAAUCCUCUCUGGAUGCAUUGAAUACAUCACACUGAGGUGGACAACCAAUUUGAGAAUGCACUGCCACAUAACCCCUAAGCUGAAGUUCCAGACUUAAUGAGCACAAGAAAGGUUCAAGCAAGUAAGAAAUAGAAACCUCCCAGCCCUUUGAUACCUAACAAAUGUUUAAGAUUUUGGUAAAUACACUGAUAGAUGUCACUGCCUUGCAUAAGGAUACAGAGAUUGUAUUAUGUGUGUGUUCCAGAGGAGACAGAGGACAAGAAAGCUUUUCUUAGUAUUAACUCUUGUUUUAUUUGAAGUAUUUAGUAUUCUGUUUUUCAUCUUAUUUAUUUGAAUGACUGGAUAGUGAAAUUAUAUGAAAGUUUGGUGAUUUGGACAGUCUGUAAUCCUUUCUUUGCAUACCACAUUGGUGGAGAGAUGAUCAGGCUCUUAUAAUGGAUUAUUUCAUACAAUGAAAUAAUGACACACCAGUAUUCCAGGCUGGAAACUCUUUUAUUUUCCUUUUUUUUUAUUUUUUCUUACAGUAACUAUUCCUUUGCCAGAAGAAUUGUCUUGCACAUUCCUUUUAACACAUACAGUUUUGUUAGAUGGAUUGUAUGUUUUACAGUAGGUAAAUGCCUGUUGACAUGCCACAUGGUUACAGAUCCAAAAGCAACGUGGUCUUGGCGUGUUAAACCAGUAGCAAACAGACUAGCCAAGUAAAUUAAAGUGAUUACAAGCAACCCAAUAGUCUUAAAUGUUUUUUUCUAGUGUAUCCAAGCUUCACAAAAUUGAAAGAUUGAAGCUGUCAUUUAAAGUAGCAAAGAAACAACCCAAACAGCAAGUUGGUCUGGUAGCCUAUCAAAACAUAAAAAUAUUAACCCAGUCACUGUAAGCUUGGUGACAGCAAUGUGCAUUUCAGCUUGAGGCAGAUCAGUGAGUCAAUGCCUAGGCUCAGUUACACCAGCAAAAAUUGGACCCAUCACACUGUGGGUCAUCUCUAUUAACUCCUGAUAUUAAAAUGCUGUUAAGGAGAUGCGAAUGGUGCCGACACUUACAGUGGUGGGUCUGAUGCUUGUGGGGAACUAACUGAUGUAGAUGUGUGAUGAAGAGAGAUGAUUGGUCCAUUUUGGACUACAAGUACAUUUUAGCCAAAUCAGAAUUAAGAAUAGAACUAGAAGAUGAUACCUAAAGCUCAGAAUGCCAUAGCACAAUUUUUGUUGUUUUUUGUUUGUUUUUUACUGUAGAAAAGGAUGAAAUACCAGCUUGUUCAGGGCAUGGCAUUUGAGGAAUGUGAAGGAAUACAUCCUAGGUGGAGCUUUCUGAUAACAUCAGUCUUUUAUCAGCUGUUACAAGCAGAUGAAGAAGCUGUAAAUCUCAAAGAAAACAUAUGAAUCCUUUGCUGAGGCUGUAUUUGGGCUUAUAACAGAACAUAUUAAAUGUGAGCUGGGAUGUCAGGGAUCAAGACAAAUGUAAAUAAAAAGAUUUCCUCAAUAUCCUACAACUUUUAUCAGCAUCCUGCUCCUGUCUUACUCCUCAUCUUUAGUAAGCAUUUCUUCUCUUGUCUGCAUUACGCACAUGUACUUCCUCCCUAUGUGCUCUUUGCCCGUGGCUAGUUCCCCUCUUGACUUUCCUGCCCAUUAUCAGCUCAGACAGCCCUUCUGUAGUGGUCUCCAGCCUUCAGAAGGAAGUGUGUAGAGCUUAUCAAGUUAGCUGGUUUGGAUUGAGGGAUGCUUCUGCUACACUUCACCUUGCGAUGCAAUUAUAUUAAUAGCUCAUGCUCCUACUGAGAAAGAGCAUUAGGAAAGGCUGUGUGGAUACCAGGUGGAAGUAUUUCAAGUGGUUCAUGGUAACCAGUGGCUGGCUGUUCAAUAAGCCAUCAAUUAUACACUUAUAAAGAGUUUCAACAGGGAGACUUAUGACCAGCCUGGGAAGAGGUGGUUUAGGAGAGAAGCCUUUUAUUAUUGCAGAGUGAAUACAUUAAAAAAAAAAAAAUUAAAAAAAAAAAAAGAAGAAGAAUUUUUUUAAACUCAGCUUUCCAGUUUAUAAUUGUAUUUGUUUGUUCAGUUGAAUCUGGGAAAGAUGUGAUUCAUCAGAGCUUAGGAGAAUCUGUUCACAUUGCUUAAGACUAAAAGGGACAGAGUAUCUGAUUUGCCUUCUUUCCUGGACUUGACAAGCCUUUGUCACUCACUUAGCCAUGUUUCAGGCCAACAUUUUGGCCUAAACCACAUGUUCCAGAAAGUCAUUCAGUUUUGAUUUGGGGAUAACAAAGGAACAGAGACUCCACUAUGUCUCUGGAGAGUUUCUUCAAAUAGUUUAUCAUUUUCACCACUGAAGCAUACGUGCCUCACUUCCUACAUAGACAUAUCACUUCUCAGCUUUUACUAUCCUAUCAUAUUUUCCUUUUUGAUGCUAAAGAACCUGAUCUGUUGACAUCUGUGGAGGUACAUUGUAGCCCAGCUAUCUUCAUUUUUGGUUUUGUUUUGAUGAGGUAGAGUGGGCUCUUAGAACAUGGCACUGUAAGGCUGGACACUAACAGUAAGUUGGUGACCAACUUCUGGAUGUGUGAUAGCUUGGGGAAAAUUCCACCAGCAUCACAAGUUUACUAGCACCCUCCUGGUCUUCCACUCACAGAGUCUAAGCUUGCUUUUGUGUGUAUCAUCAUAGUAUCAUAGUAUCGUGCGGGUUGGAAGGGGAGUGUUCAGUGCAUUUGGCUGUUGGAAGCACACCACUCACCCUAAAGUACUAGAAAAUGCAGGAGUUUUUGUGAUUUUCUCCUGCUGUUUUUUUUAAAGCAUUGCAGUGGUCACAGCCUGAUUUUAAAUCCCCCUUUCUCCUAAUGGCUCUUUGAGGAUCCUCCAGAUCCAUUACUGUUGGCCUUGGGCACAUCUGCCUCGCUCACAUUUGUACAGACUUUUUUACUUUCCACAAAUCUGGAGUCACCUGUGAGAGUUCAUCCUACCAUAAGGUAGCCUGGGUGGAUGAAAGGUAUUUUUGUAGACAAGUCAGUGGGCUUCCAGCAGGGCUUUUGCUGGUAAGUACGAUGGCCUAGUAUGUCCACACAGCAGAUAAUCUUACUCUCUCCUUGGAGAACGGUCCCAGAUGACGCAUGUAUUGAAACCCUGGCUUGCUUGAUUGCUUCCAGUCAUUUCCUCCUUCCCCUCCCUCUCUUGAUGACGUAGCUGGUUAGCUCGCCCACACAUGUUGCACAGUGGCUUGUCCUUCUGAACAACAGUGUUUAUAUUCUCACAAUGUAUGUGCCUUAUUUUGUGUUAUCCAUUAACAGAGAGGGACCAAGAUAUGUUGACAAAUUUUCACAAUGAGGCUGUAUUUGCCUUUCAGCUGAUAGCACAUGCCACUGUUAGUAGUGUCUGAAGUGUCUUGUAAACCUCUGAUAUUCACGUGUUGUUGUCCUCUGAUUGAUAGAAUGUCUCCUACUGAAAAGUUACUGUUGUCAGUCCUACAGAUGUGUAAGAUAAAAGUAUGUUCAUUUUUUAACUUUUUAGUUGUUUUGUUGUUUGUUUGUUUGUUUGUUUUAAAUAAAGCUUGUAAUCCUUUUUUUUUCCCUUUUCUAUUUUUUUUUUUAUUAUUUUUAAUAGUGUAAAUACAUUUACAUACAGUAGGAAUAGUGUUUGGCUGUAACAGGCCUUAGUGGUCUUCAUUUGAUAAACAUGCAGUUAUGAUAUGAUAUUUCUCGAGCCUUAGGUUGAUCUGAAGGGUCUGUAGCACUGUGUACAUAUAAACUGUACUUCUGCUUUCAGAACCACUUAGUUUUUUUGUAACAAAGAUAAAAAUGUUUCUUACAAUGUCAAUAAAAACACAGAAGCCUUUGUACUUAA